Molecule: messenger RNA, 12820 nt
Organism: Pomacea canaliculata
Lineage: Eukaryota; Metazoa; Mollusca; Gastropoda; Architaenioglossa; Ampullariidae
Product: leucine-rich repeat serine/threonine-protein kinase 1-like
Biological process (GO): protein phosphorylation
Molecular function (GO): ATP binding; protein kinase activity; protein binding
Source: RefSeq, a predicted model, not a curated record
CCCUACACAUUGAAUGUGAAAGUACAUGGACACUGAGAGCGAUUCAGUCUGUGUAUGCAUCACACGAUGUAGCUAUUUAGGGAAGCACAGAACUUAUAACGAAAGACCUUAGGAAGAUUUAAUAGAGAAAAUGUAGGACUGUUUAAAUCACGAAGUACGUCCCGGGAUUAGCACGGGAGGCAAUCAUCGGAAAUAAAAUGGACACCGUACUUCCGCUGUAAACAGAUAACACUCACCUGAUCAAGUAAUGGGUGAUGGCGUAAUCUGUGAUGGCUGGCGUGGGCAGAUGGUACAGCAGGCAGUACUUUAUGACAAUGUGGAUUUCUUGGAAUGUCUGUUGGAUGGAGAUGAAAUUGACAACAUCAACUCCUGUGAUUCCUGUGGCCGCACAGCCACUUACACUGCAGUUUCUAACAACAGUCUUAAGUGUCUUAAGCUUCUGCUGGAACAUGGAGCUGAUCCUGAUAUUGCUGCAGGGGCUAGAUGUCAGAACAUGACACCACUGCAUCUGGCUGUUCUUGAUUGCAAGCAAGAAGCUGUACGACUGCUUUUGCAGUUUGGGGCCAGUCUUACAUCAACUGAUGAGUCAGGACAAACACCACUUUCACUUGCACGGGAAAUCAGCAACGUGAAUGCUUAUGCCUUGCUUACAGCUGAGCAAGAAAAAAGAGCAGACCAUAUCAAAAAAUAUUCAGCAAGUUUAUGCAGGGCAUGUAGCAGUGGCAACCUAAAUGAUGUCAAGAAAAUCCUGGACGAAUGUGGCACCAACAAAAUGCAGGUCUUGAAUACAAUCCCAGAUCAUGAUCUUCCACCUCUCUGCAGUGCUAGCAGAGUAGGCAGCCUAGAACUUGUGCAGCUUUUAUUGAAGAAUGGGGCAGCACCAGUCUGCCAGCGAGGAUCUGGCCUGUCACCUAUCCACUUUGCAUGUGAUGCUGGACACCUGCCUAUUGUACAGCUCCUUUUGAUGGAAUACCCUGAUCUAGCCAUGGCAAGAUCAGUUGAACACCGCCUUCCUCUCCACAUAGCAGCUGCUAACAGAAAUGUGGAAAUACUUAAGUGCCUGCUGAAUCAUUCCUACCCUGACAUGCUUCAACAGACAUUCCAGCAUAAAGCAUCAGAACAUUACUAUAAAGCAGGAUUUGACAUCAAUGCUCAGGAUUCUUCUGGAAAAAUGGCUUUGCACAUUGCCUGCGAGCAUGGCCUUAUUGAAAAUGUGAAAGCACUACUGGAUUUCACAGUAGAAGUUGUGAGUAACAGCACUGGCAAUGAUACUUUUCCAAAGCAGAAUGAGGAUGUCAUUGAUAAAGCAAGUUCUUUACCAUGCAGUCGCCAGCCAUCUUGGGUCUCAGAGUCUGAAUCAAGGGAUUCAUAUCCAACUUGCAGCACUCACACACUACGGGAGUCAGGUGUGAACCAUCUGCUGAACCAAGAUUCCGCAGCCACCAGUGGUGAGAACCUGUCUUCGAUAGAAGAAAGAGAUGGACGUGUGUUUGUGCAUCCAGCAGUUCUGAAUGUUGCAUCCAGUGAAGGUCUUGCACCUCUGCACUAUGCUAUCAAGAUGCAUCAUCCUGAUGUUGUCCACUUACUGCUUUGUAGUGGAGCUGACCCUCAGCAGCCUGCAGUCUGCAAUGAGUUGACCUUCACCCCAAUUAUGUACACAUAUCAGCAUCUUGACCUUGAGAACAUGGAGUUGCUACUGCAGCACAGAGCUGAGGACAUUGAUAACAAAGUCUUGAUGGGAGCCUUCUUGUCACAAGAUCACAAUGUUGUGAAUCUUCUGCUGCAGUUCAAAGCAAGCCGGGAUCCAGUGCAUGCAAUCAACAAGGCAGAAAUGAGGAGACUGACAGGACAGAGUGGAAUCAGUGGUCCUGAGAGUCCAGAGCACAUUUCAUCCAGUGAGCCAGAGAUGCGGCUCAAGUCUCCAGUCUCUCCUAUUGCUGUCCAUUGGCAAGGGCUCAGCUCCCUGCAUGAUGUGGAUCUUACAUGUCUGGCCCAUGCCAGCAGACGUCUCAAUCCAGCUUUAAAGCAUUUGCAGCCAGCUGCAGCACUGUGUGCCAUCACAAAAAUUGACAUCUCCCAUAAUGCCUUCCAGUCAUUCCCUGUGAGUCUCUUCAUGCUGCCAUCGGUUGUUGUGAUUGAUGCUUCAAGCAAUCAAAUUAGAGAAAUUCGGGAGGAGGAGGACAACUUCUUUACAGCACCUCUUAGCUCAUCUCUGGAAGAAAUCCGUCUUUCUCAGAAUAAGCUAUCUUCUAUUCCAGCCUAUCUGUUCAGACUAUCAGGCUUAAAGUUUCUAGACUUGUCAUACAACACAAUCAACGAGUUGCCUCCAGAGAUGUGGUUGGCCCCUUCAUUGGUUACUCUCAUCCUUUCCCAAAAUAAACUGAGCGAACUCCCCCAUAUAUCCAGGGAUCCACCCACACCUAUCUCGCGCAAAAUGUCACAGCACAUAAAAAGACCUUCCAUAUGCUCUGCAGUUCCAUCACUUGGACCUCACAGAAUGUGUUCAGGGUCUCUGAGCAGUUCUGAUGCAGAUCUGAGUAUGAGUGUUUUUGACCUCAGCAGUGAAAGUGGUGAUAUUAUUCUGGUUUCUCAUGGCAACGUCAGCAGUAAUGAAGUGAUACAUGUCAACAGGUGGAGCAACAGCAUCAAGGUGGUUGAUAAAGAUCCAUGGAAAGGUGCUGGUGGACAAGGUGGUCUCAAGCAGCUGGUCCUUAGCAAGAAUAAGUUUACUGUCUUUCCUACUUCUCUGCCAUGCUACGCUCAGAACCUUGAGGUGUUGGAUAUAUCUGACAAUCAGUUGGAGAAUGUGCCUUCCAUUGUUGAUUUGCCAGCCAGCUUGACAGAACUCAAUUUGUCUCGUUGUGGUCUGAAAACUUUACAGCCAUGGAGUGAUACUUUGGAGGUGCAGCAAGAGACAUCUUGCUUAGCAGUUUCCAGGUCGGGAGCAUUUAGUCCACUUAACACAUCCAUCAACACUGGUAAUUCCUCUCCAAGCAGUCGAGGUAUCUCACCAUCUCAUGCAAGUAGAGAGUCUUAUAAUAGUCUUACAGCAGUGUUGUGCACACACUGUUCUCACACCAGACUGGGGCGGCUGGAGAAGCUUAAUCUGGCACACAACAAGCUUGUGAAAGUUGUCCUUACUCGAGCUGCAGAUGGACAGAUGGCCAAUGCAGAUACACAAAGUAUCAUUGGCCUAGAGUCUGAGUUUAUACAGAGCAGACUACUUUUCCCUAAUCUGUCAGAACUAGAUCUCAGCAUGAACUUGCUGCACAAUCUCACUUCAGACAUAGGAGAACAACUUAAUCUCAGGGUCCUUUCACUGCGUGGAAACCGCUACCUGCGUGAGCUGCCUCCAAAACUUGGCCUUUUGACAAAACUAUGGAAGCUGGAUCUUGAACUCUGUCCCCUUGAUGGGGCAAUCCAGGACUUUGUGCAUAAUUCUCGUUAUCCAGUCAAAGAUAUCCUUGGCUUCCUUCUGUCUGUGUUAGAAGAGUCAACCUAUUACAACAGCUUAAAUCUGAUGUUAGUUGGCUGCCAUAAAAUUGGUAAGACCUCAUUGCUGCAGCGACUGAGGAAAGAAGGCAAAGCUCUUAUCAAACCCACUCACUGGAGUGACAGAGUAUCUAGCGACGAGAGAAAUGUAUCCAGACAGACGACUUUGUCAACAGUUGGAAUCGACAUAAAUGAGCUUAUAUUUGAUUGCGGUAGCAAAGGUUCUGUUGUUUUCAGAACAUGGGAUUUUGGUGGACAGCGUGAAUAUUAUGCAACGCACCAGUAUUUCUUGUCACCCCGAUCAUUGUACUUGGUUAUGUGGAAUCUGAUCGACGGAGAGCGUGGAGUGGAUGGACUGCAUCAGUGGCUGAUUAAUAUACAGGCUCGAGCACCAAGUGCUUAUGUCAUUAUAGUGGGCACACAUGUUGAUGUUCUUCGAGACAAAGCAACACGUCGCAACUUUCCACCUGACUUUGAGGAGGCAAUGGUGGGCAUGGUGGAAAAGCUCUUUUGGGCAACAAGGAGCCAGACAAGUGCGGCCUGCCAAACAUUCUUCGGCACUAUCAAUGUCAGCUGUAAGACAGGCGAGAAUAUCCGCAAGCUUGUAGACAUGAUCAAGACCAACGUGUUUGAGAUGCGACACCCAAAGUCUCGGACAGUCAAACUGUUGGGACAGAAGAUACCACGCAAAUACCUUCUGCUACAGACAGUAGUGCAAGAACUGGCUAUGGAACGCAUCAGGGAGUUCAAAGACCCUGUGCUUAACAGAUCCAAAUAUAUGUUAUGUGUAUCUGACAAGAUGAUGGAAAAAGGAUACACAACUUUCAGAGAUGUGGAGGAACUAGAGCAAGCAACAAGGUUUCUCCAUGAGAAUGGUGUGCUGUUUCACUGGGAUGAUGUAGCCUUACGUGACCUGUAUUUCCUUAACCCCCAGUGGUUGUGUGACCAGCUGGCAUGGGUGGUCACCAUUCCUGAAAUCAACGGUUUUGCAAGAAAAGGGGUAAUGGAGAUUCAGCAUUUAGAAUUCCUUUUCCGGAAAUCACCAUUACAGUCAGAAAGUAUACACCAGUACUUCACCUCACUCCUGGCAAAAUUUGAGGUCGCCCUUCAGUAUGAUGAACAGCAUCUGCUGCUGCCAUCUCUGUUGCCACAGUUUCGUGAUAGAACAAAUGGAAAGCAGGAGGAUAUGAAGAUCCCAGUGCGGAAACCUGUUGUCAGCGAGAGACCUGACAGUAAUUCUUCUAGAAUUUCUCGAUGGUGUGACCUGUCAAAUGAUCAGAGCAUAAACCUUUCCAUCCGUCAUCGUGCUGAAAGUGGCCCUGAGGAGCUUCACAUUGGCUACUCUGUCUUUUAUGCUGGGUCUCAAGUGACCAGAGAGCUUCAGCAACCAAGGAACUGCUCAGAGUCAAGCAGUCUGCUUCUGCUGGCCAUCAAACCCUACAGCAACCCUAUCUUCUCCUUUUGCCGCCUUUACUUCAUGACCUAUUUCCCCAGUGGAUUCUGGUCUAGACUGAUAGUACGUAUCUUGGCGGAUUCAUCUUUGUAUCCAGUGGUGAAGAGUCUGUUCCAUCUUCCCAGUCAGCUUCUUAACAAGAGUGCAGAUGUCCGUUUGCUGAUGGACCGGGACCCAGAAUGGCAUUGUUGGCAGACUGGACUUGAGCUGUUUUAUCUUGGCUUUGAGAUGAUGCGGAUUAGAGAAAUAAUUUACAGCAAUGACAUGGAACAGCAUCUGUGUAACUAUAACCAGUGUCGUCUGAAGUGUAGUGUGGAGAAAGAGUGGUGUUUUCUUGACAUGGCCAACAGUCGAAUUCUAGAGAUUACUUUUCCUAUUGACCUCCUUCGAUUCCAUGUGUCUUCUCGUGAUGGCCCAACUCUACAAAGACUUGAUGUGGCUAACAUGACAACAGUGGUGAGAGAAGAACAGGCCACAGCAAGGCUGCUGGUGAAGGUCGUAGAGCACAUCGACAACCUGCUGCAGGACUGGUUUCCAGAGCUGGGGAGCCGGUUUAGCCAGAACUGCGAAGGAAGGUACCUUGUCACAAGAGUGGUGCCGUGUCCUCAGUGUCUAGCAAAGGAGUUCUGGUUCUUUGUGAAUAUGGACAUGCCUGAUCUCUAUACACCAUUUAUCAUACCACAUGAUACUAUGCAGCGACAUGAAGAGGUUCAGCCAGUUGCUUCAGAUCUUCGACGAGACCCUCAUGGCAGAGUAAGGGAUGUUCAGCCAAGAAGAAGCAUCGCUGAUGGCCAGGCAUUGAUAUACAAUCGUGAGAACAGCCGGGAAGAUAGCGAAUCCAUUAUCUACUGCUAUAUGGUAGAAAGAUGUAUGCUGGAUGUACUGCAAGGCAAAGAUGCUGUGUGUCCACUACACGGAAGUAUUUCUCCACAACUUUUGUUGGAUUCAGAAGGAGUGGCCCAUCCAUUUUACAUUGCUCCCGAUGUAGUAUUUAAUGACCUAGAUCAUCAGGUUCGAAUCUCCAAUACUGACCAGAUAGAAGUUGGCACAUGUCUUGGUGAAGGAAAUUUUGGCAAAGUUUUUGAAGGUUGCUUAUUUAAAAAGGGAGAAGGUGCACCACAACCAGUGGCACUCAAAAUUCUUUUUGAACCAGAGAACAACAGGAAAUCAACGCAUCAGGGAUUUCAGACUAGAUUAGAAGCAGCAUGCACUGCAUAUCUAACAGCACGUCAGGAGGUGUCCAUUCUGGAGGGCCUGUCUCACCCCCAUAUUGUCCCUUUCAUGGGCCUGGCUUUGCGACCACUGUCUUUAGUUCUAGGACUUGCUCCACAUGGAGCCUUAGAUUCCGUGCUAAAAAGACUACAUGGUGCUGGAACUUACCUGCCCCUGUUUGUCAUACGACAGAUAAUACUUCAGGUAGCAAAGGCUUUGGCCUACCUUCAUUCCUACAACAUAAUUUACCGAGACCUGAAGUCAGAGAAUGUGCUGGUCUGGGAUUUGCCAUCAUCGUCAGAUGCAAAACCAGAUGCCCGCGUAAAUAUCAAAAUUGCUGAUUAUGGGAUCAGCCGAACUGUGCUUCCAACAGGUGCCAAAGGUUUUGGUGGCACACCACCCUUUAUUGCACCUGAAAUAUUACGUUUUGCUGGAAAGGGCACAUACACGGAGAAGGUGGACAUUUUUUCCCUUGGGAUGUUUAUAUUUGAAUUGCUGACCUGCCGAAUGCCAUUUGCUGAAAUGAACAAUCCCAGUUCUUUGGUGUGUCAAGGUGGACGCCCAAGUCUCACUACUCAGGAAGUACAAUGCUAUCCCACUUGUCUUUUGGACCUUUUGAGUGUGUGCUGGAGUCAGGAGCCAGGAGACAGACCCUCAGCUGCAGGUGUUGUGAACAUGGUCACCUCGCCUCAGUUCUGCCACCUUCGUGACGUUUAUGAGAACCCCGAACCAAGCAACUCAUUUUCCCUGGACCAUUUCACCCACAUUCGCCCAGCGCAGGUGUGGCUUAGUUCUUGCACAGCAGGCAGCACCAAUGCACUUGAGAUUUUAUCAUUUGGGCCAUCAUGUGACACCGUGAUUGACCACAAGACUCUUCUUUUGAGAGCUGUGUCGAUAACAGCACUUUGUGUAGUGGGCAACUCUGUGUGGUGUGCAGAUACCAAUGGGGUUAUCCACAUUUACAGUAUCAACACUCUGACUCUGAUUAACCAGCUACAGCUGCCGGUCCAGGCCUGCGUCUCAGUUCUGUCCCUUCAUCAGCUGCCUGGCAAGGAAACUGUUAUGGUAGUGGCAUCCCUCACAGACUGUGGCAUCAUCUUCUGUUGUCAGCAGCCACACCUGGAGCUCACUGACUCUGAGAUAGGCAUCGAGCAGUUCCGCGUGUUUCGCUGCUACUGCUCUUCCCUUGUACCAACUGAUGAUGGGUGUGAGUUGUGGCUUGGGCAAGGAUCAGGAUCUAUCUUGAUAUGGAAUGUGACAAGCCAAACAUCCACAAACUGCCUGUAUCACAGUCUGGACCCUCUCCCAAAAUCCACCUGUUGUUUUUUUCUUGUGGCAGCCAAACCACUAGGCUCACAACACACGUUUGUCUGGUCUUACAAUUUCCCAGGUACAGUAGUGUACUGCUGGAAUGCAAGCAGGCGUUGUAUUGUUGAACGUCUGGACUGCUCAACUAUCUACUCAACAGUUGAUUCCACAAUCCUUGGUUCUCCACAGAACCCUGAAGGCAGUCAGGUGACAGCACUAAACAUCAUUGACCAAUAUCUGUACAUUGGCAACACUAAAGGGCGCAUCAUUGUGGCAGAUGCCAUCACACUUCAGCCCCUUUGUCUGUUCCCAGCACACAGUCCUCGGGACUUCUACAUCAAAUGCAUCCUUUCAAUCAGUUCACGGCAAGAUCUUGUUUUUGAGGCAGACCAAGCUGCAAGGUCAAAGGGCAUAGUCAGCGUGGGUCGUGGGUAUGUUGAUCUUCUCAACAAUGGAGGGGCUGGUGUUAGAAAGAGAGAAAGCCUUGCUGAACAAGAAAGAAUCCAGUCCCGUCCAGGAGAUGGUAUGGUUAACCACACGUAUGUGUUAAGCUGGUCUGCUGAAAACUGGGAGUAUUAUUGAGCAGUACCAGAUGUGUGAAGAUAAUGUCUGCCAGUUAUAAAAGGUUAAUAUGGAGAUUAACUGUUGCAUGCAUUAUAUGCUUAGUUUCUGUAAAAAGAGAAACAUUAUUGGCUGGGUGAUGUACUUAAAGAGACUGAUAAAUUACAACCGGUGCUCCACUAUAAACAUUUUUCAGCAGUACCUGUUUAUGUUUAUGAAACUGUUUUGUGCAGAUGCUUCUCAUUUAUUUCAACACUUGUGAUAAUGCUUUGCACAUUUGCAUAUUAGAUGUAUGAAUCAUGUCUGUAGACCAAUACUAGUUGGACAGAAACUUAGUGAGGCACAGAGAACUUUUAAAACGAAACAUAAUAUUAUCCUUUGUGAGUUUUUUUGGUCUUGUUUUGUUUGUUUGGUAUUUUUCAUUCUUUGUGCACAGUCUGAUAAACAUGCAAUAAACUGCAAUAAAAGCAUUUAUAUGGAUAUUUUAGGGUAAACCAUUCUUCCAUUACCCUAGAAUUCUGUGAUUGCAGGCUGCAUAAGGAAUAUGAACAUGCUCAUUUCUUCUUUGAAAGUUGUCUCUGGUGAUGUUCGCCCUUCCCUUUCAUGUGCCUGAUGGGCGAAACACCUACAGAUUGAAAUGCCAGGUUCCCAUCAUGGCUGUCCCAGCCACCUGUUGACAGAGUGGAUUUUAUCCAAUACCAUCAGAGUCCGGAAGAUACAAGGAUAACUCUAUGUGCCUUCACCAGACUUUUUCCUCCACUGGGUAUUGCUUAUAGCUUCACUUCAGACUUGGCAUCAGCUCAUUAUUUGGCUCUCUACAUUAUCAGCAAGAGACUUUGGUGUCUACCAGAAACCACUGCAAAAAACCUCCUUGCCGAAUUAGAUGCCAAACCUGGCGUUGGUUUGGCAUGAAGACAGUGCGACUGGCAGGUUUGGGUGGGAAACUAUGCCUUCAGCACCUUUCCACAUCCCAGUAAAGCGAGCAUUGCAACUGCACUUGUGGUUCACCAUGCAAGGAGGGUCUUCCUGUGGCCCUGCCCUUCAGGCUGUCCACCACUCUAUGAUUUUCACUCUAAUGAUAAACACCAUGAUGUCUGCGAUAAGGCCCAUAAAAGUCUAAUCGCACUUGCAGUUUGCCCCUGCAGGAAGGGUCUUCUAGUGUGCAUCAUGACCUGCAGGCGAUUGCGACUAGUCUUGACCAUUCUAAAAAAAAAAUAUCUUGACGGCCUUGGAGCAAAUUCUCAAUACACAGAGAUUUUAGAAUGCUGUCUAAUCAUGUAGAAUUUUCCCCAUCACUCGUACAUUAAUGUUAUUCCAGUUGUUAGUUAUUAACUCAGCCUUGUAGGCAUAGUCACAUCCUAAAAUGUUGUAACAUUGUGUAACAUUAACAGACAGCCUACUUUACCCUCGGAAGAUAAUUAUGCCAGUAAAGGGUAUGUUUUGCCUUUAUAAGGAAUGCACAUUUUUUAAAUUACUUGAGGAUUUCCUCAGGGGCAUCUUGGGAAGUUGUAGAGAUUAAAACAUCUCUUGUUGAUAAAAUCCAUAGCAGUAAGACCUUAUUUUGGUAUAUAUCCAUGCAUAUGUAAUAUCUUCAGCUCAUAAUAUUUUGAAGUGUUCAGGUUUCUUACUCAUGAAGAUGGCUAAAUAGUGCAUCAGACAGGCAGAAGCCUUAAGGAUGUUAUGCAGAUCACUGUUAAUUAGAGAUCAAAUCUUGCAAUACAUACCUUGGUUGAAUUUCACUUUAUGGUUUAUUUUAUGUUUCAUUAUGAUUUAAUUUAGGUUUCAUUGAAAAUUGUUCUCAUUUCCUGUGAUUGUUUUUUUUAUACCAGGUUUGCUUUUAUAAAAAUGAUCUCUAUUCAAAAUGAAUGUUUUUUCCGCCUUUUAUUUGUGUCUUCUUCAUUCUGUAAAUAUUUUCCCAUUCCACAAACAUAAAGUGUCUUUUUUUUAAAUAGUAAUUUCAGUAGAUUUACUUUUUGAUUGCCUGAUGAUUGGGAUGAUGUUGGACAUAGAUGUUAAGUGACAUACUGUCUCAUGUUUGACUACAGUUUAGAUUAACAUGAAUAUUUUUUUUUUUAUUUAUUUGUUCUGUAGCAAUGUUCAGAGCUAGGCAUAUCUUGCUUGCUCUGGGUGAUUACACAUACAGAUUUACAUAUGCUUGGCAUUAUACAUGGGAAUGGCUUGAUUUAGGCAUAGUGUAUUGGUCUGUUAUUUUCAUUUUUAACUAUUGGUUGUGUUGCCAUCACUUUCUAAGCAACUGAGGCCUGUCACCAGUACAUUGAAGGUUGGCUGUCCUGGGUUCAGCUCUCGUCUUGGGCAAGCUGUUCUUUCUCUGCAUUUGGCAUCUGUUUACAGGGCUGGCUGCCUUGCCAUGAUAUAGCCUUAGUUGCUGGCUCAGUGUAAAACACCAAUUCCCCUUCUUCUCACUUCUAAGCAACUGUUCUGGCGUCAGAAGGGGGAAAAGACAAGGCUGAGAAUGUAACUAUAGAACUUUAGUAAUUUGUGACAGAAAUAGUUCUUUUUUAUGCCAUGGAGCACAAUGUGGAAAUGUAUUAACACCUUGCUGUCUUCAUUUCGGACUUUUUGGCACUGUAUAAGCAACACAUCAAAUUUAUUCAUAAGCACAUUGUAACACUCACAUCACACCUGAAUGUCACAUGUAAAUUGAUUUAAAAUAAGCAGAUACUCAUCAUACAUGGAUAGACCUGGAGAUUCCUGUACAGUUAUGGACUAUUCUGAACCAUUUGACUUUCAAGUGGGAUUACUAUAUUUCAGCUAAUUUAAACAUAUAGGGCAUAUAUAUAUAUAAGCAUUAAUGUAAAAUGGCAUUGCCCAAGAGAAUCUUUUUAACUUUAUCAUGGAUAUAUGAACAGUAGCACAGCUUGUUCUAUGAGGCCUGUAUUUUUGCUUUGUGAUGGACAUACACAAUUGGCCUAAACUGUGGUUAUUUCAAGGUUAUAGUGUAAUUUUCUGAGCCCAUUGUCUCAUUGGCAUACACCCAUGACAUUUCUAUGAUUACAUGGGGUGGGGUGGGAAUGCAUUUGUGUCUUUACUUGUACUGACUUUCCACGGCUUAUUGGGAUGCUGUUUUGUGUUCUUGCAUAUGACAUUCAGCUUUAAUGCAAGAAAAGCAUAUUAACGAUAUUUGUAUUGAGACACUAGUGAAGGUGGGCUCUGCCUGGGCCUAAGCAGUGCCUUAAGUUUAUGCUACAAAACAAGUUCAGGGAAUUAAAAGUGAUGAGCAGAGUUUCAUGAAACAUGGUUCAAAGUCCCAGCAGAGGUUUUGUUCUUUUGGACACAUCUUUCAGUUUGAUCUUGGUGCAAUAUUCUGUUGGGUUUUUUGGUUGGUUUGUUUGUUUUUUUGUUUGAUCCAACUCUGAAAAAAGUUCUUCAGAUAAUUACUUUGUUUAUGUAUGCAAGUUUUUCACACACAAAAAUUUCAGAACUGCAGUUUGCCUUUGGCAGCCUCUUUCUCCAUGUUGGUCUGUUGCAUAUAUUUGGUUGACAUUUAUAGUACGGUGUGUGUUUUUGGUUAUUUCCCAUUUGUAUAUACAAGUGUUUAUGGCGGCUUUAAGCAUUUUUGCUUUGUUUGAAACUAAUGUACACCACCCAGUGUUGUAUUAAAUGUGAUUUUUAUGUGAUAACAUGGCUUCACAUCAAGCUAUGGUGAAGUGUAUUUUUUUUUUUUUUUUUUGAAGCACACAUGGUCUAAAGACAUUUGAAAGCAUUAUUUUUCUCACAAGUUCCCCUUGUUUUUGAAAGGUGGUUUCACAAAAUUAAGAUGAUUUUAAAAAUAAUGGAGAGACCACUUGAUUUCUCAUCUUGGUCUUUCAUGCACUUGUUUCAUAAUUUGUUAGUUGAAAUAAUUUAUAAAAUUUUCUGGCAGCUGGAAUAUUAAAACUUGCUUCCAGCCAUGCAUUCAUUCAACAUGAAGCGUUUUAAACAGUGGUUCUCAAAGUAUUUCGGAUUGCUGACCAUUUUUUAAGUAAAAAAUAUGGUGGACCACCAAGGCCUAAAAUCACUCUCUACUGUGAAUUUCACAUUUAAAUUGCCGUAUUUGUUUCAUUACAAUUCAAAACUAAAUGUACUUUUGUGACAGUAGUGUAAGUUUAGAAUAUGUUUAUAUAAAAUUACAUACUUCGCAAAGUACACUUAAAAAUUAACAAUAAGGAAGUGCACUGUGUUACUAAGGGUAAUGGGUGAUGCAGUUAAAUGACACAGUGCUCGGUAAGCAAGCAUUUUAUGCAAAUGAGCAGGUGAUCAUCAAUAAAAUUAAAAUUCAUGUGAAAUUAUUACUUGGCUUAUUAGUGUAUCUGGCAUUUUAAACAUCACUUUGUUGAUGUUUGAUGACUGGCAGCCACAGUCCACCUGACAUGCGUGAAAACCACUGUUUAAAACCCAUGUCACCAAACACACAAUAUCAGUUCAGAUGCUACGGGUUGACAGAGGUGCUUACAGCUCAGGAUAGCUUAAGAGGAGUUCAGUAAUGGAAAAACUCUCAGCUUUAGAGGCCUUUGUGAUGCACAUGUGUUUAUACAUGAGCUUUUAUGCUGAUGUAUGUAUCCAAUCUGUAUUCUGUAGUGUAUUGUGUGUAAUAUGGAUAAUGUCCAUGCAUGGAGAUCAUCAUCUGUAUUCAGGGAUUGUUGUCCAUUUCUUGAUGUUAAUUUUGUUCUUGAAUUUUUUUUUUUUUCCACAGCUCUUAGUCAUUAGUUUGUACCAGUUCUGAUUAUGGAUGGAUGGAAUAUAUGAAGAUCCUGAGGCUUAGGCCUAUUAGCUUGGAAGUGUGGGUUAUGAGAG